GCUCCGCCCCGGGCCCCGGGAGCCGGUCUUAUUUAAAGCGGCUCCUCACCUUGUCUCUCUGUCCCAGUGGAAGCAUCAGUCUUGUGAUAACAACUUGACCAACCAGAAAACCAACCAUGUGCGACGACGAGGAGACUACCGCCCUUGUGUGCGACAACGGCUCUGGCUUGGUCAAGGCUGGAUUUGCCGGAGAUGACGCUCCCCGUGCUGUCUUCCCCUCUAUUGUUGGCAGGCCCCGUCACCAGGGUGUGAUGGUGGGUAUGGGUCAGAAGGACAGCUACGUAGGUGAUGAGGCUCAGAGCAAGAGAGGUAUCUUGACCCUGAAGUACCCCAUUGAGCACGGCAUCAUCACUAACUGGGACGAUAUGGAGAAGAUCUGGCACCACACCUUCUACAAUGAGCUGCGUGUGGCCCCUGAGGAGCACCCAACCCUGCUCACCGAGGCCCCUCUCAACCCCAAGGCCAACAGGGAGAAGAUGACUCAGAUCAUGUUUGAGACCUUCAACGUCCCUGCCAUGUACGUGGCCAUCCAGGCUGUGCUGUCCCUGUACGCCUCCGGACGUACCACUGGUAUCGUGCUGGACGCCGGUGACGGUGUGACCCACAACGUCCCCGUCUACGAGGGUUACGCUCUGCCCCACGCCAUCAUGCGUCUGGAUCAAAAAUUACAACAUAUAAACUAG
Sinocyclocheilus grahami is the source of this 683-nucleotide messenger RNA. Its product is annotated as actin. The record is from RefSeq and is a predicted model, not a curated record. The transcript has 6 exons. Lineage: Eukaryota; Metazoa; Chordata; Actinopteri; Cypriniformes; Cyprinidae. The coding region runs from base 117 to 683 and encodes 188 amino acids.